AAGCGAGAAACUGUGUUCUGCAGAUGUUAGAGCGUGGCUGUGUCAUCGUUUGCAGAGGAAUUGCUCAGGGCUCGUUGAUUUAUUUAUAAUGUCAGUAAUUGGUUUUACUCGGCGUCACGAAUGAUUUGCCAGUGCCAAAUGCCUAUAAGGCUUUCAUGUUAUCUUUUGUAACCACAGGCGCAUCGUGCUAUUGCGUAAAGCCCACCCCCCCGUUAGCGUGCACCACUGAGCCAGAAACAAACACAAUAGAGAUCUACGAAGUUCCUUCUUUGGAAAUAUAAACGUGUGUGUGUGGUGAUGUGAAUCAGUGGGGUGGUUUAAUGCCAGGCCUACAGGUUAAUGCUGGAUUGUUUUUGGUUAUGCGCAAGAACCAGAAAAUUUCACUGGAAAAAAAAUAGAGAGUGAAAUUCUUUUGUAAUCUCGCUGAGUAAGAAAUUGCACCCCGGACAGAAGUGUGUGUCGAUAAUUUGGCGUCUGCUGGGAGUGGCGCUCUGUUCGGCAAGGUAUGAGAAAAGAUAUCUGUCAGUGAGGACAGGAGAGAGCGGCAUUGUAGCAGAGUGGAAGUUUUAUUUCGGACCGUUGUUUUCGCCUCCUGCUCUCUCAUGGCGUAUGCGGCAUACUGGAGUAGUAUUCAUGGAAAAGCAGAUCCUUGCACAGCUGAAGUCGAAAAGAGUAGACAAACUUCAGCCUUCUGUCCCACUGCAGGGUCCUACUAUGGCAAGUCGCAGUCCAGCCAGACAACACCCAAACCGGCAGCUCAGGUCUCUACUGGGAAGCCUGCACAGUUCGAGACGCCAACAUCAGGAUCUGGAAUGGCUACAAAGCCUGGGGCGGUUACCACGACAACAGGAGGAAGCUCUAAUGUUGCAACAGCAGAGAGAGCCAAACCACACCUAUUUAUGAAAGCCAAACCAGAGACUAACACUACGCUGGCCGGUGCUACUGUUAUUGACAUGUCGUUUGCAGAGGCGAGUGGCGCUACUAGAGAGGUGUUAAAGACUGCACCUGUCUCCCAAGCCAAAGUCACACCUACAAUUCCUCCCACUGCUGGCACUGCAGCAGCCACUUCUGUGACCGCUCCUAAAGAGUCACCUAAGGACACGGCUAAGAGUGCCACUGCUGCCACAGCAGUCAAAGCUGAUGUUCCUAAAGUUGAUCCUGCUAAAACAUCAAAGCCAGCUGCAGCAGGCACAGCUGCGGCUGGAAAUGUGUCUGUGCAAGGCAAAAAGGAAGAAGCUAAAUCAGCGCAAACAAAGGUUCAGGCGGAGGUUCCAUCCACAGCAGCUAAAGGAGCCAAACAGGCACCUCCAGUGGAUGCAAUCGAUGAGCUGGCCAACAUAUUACCAUCAACUGAUCCUGUCGCUCGCCCAGAGCCUGUGUUCACGGGGCCAGAGGUCAAAGAGCGUGACAUCACCUCUGAGAAAGGUCAGAAGUGUGGAGAAAGGGACGACACACUGCCUCCAGACUACAGAUUCAAAAAAACGGGUCCAUCUCCUGCAGAUGCUAAACCUGUGGAUGUCCCUAAACCACUGAGCACAGACGCAGCCCUUGAUGCCCUUUCAGCUGGUUUCUCAUCAACCGGUCAGCCUGGACCCAAGAAGCAAGAGCAAAAGGCACAUGUUGAGACUAUAAGUGCUUCUUCUGCUGGCCCUGCUAACUUUGCACCUCCUCCUGUUAAGAAAGCUGAAACUCCUGCAGCAGUUCCUCCUAUGGCGGCUCCUCCAGCUGAUAAAAAAGCUAAGAUGGAGAAAGUCUCAGAUGACUUCUCACUGGAGGCUGGACUCUCUGCUUCAACCACGAAAGCGGGAUCUUCUGUGGCUGCUCCUGCUGAUAAGAAAGCCAAGAUGGAUAAAACCACUCCCGAUGUCUCUAUCAAGGCUGGACUGGAUACCAAAGCAGGCACCAAGCCCAAGACCAGUGAGGGUGACUCCAUGUCUCUGGAUGCUCUCAGUGCUCUGUCUGAUACUCUACCAGAAGAUGCACCAAAACCUGAACCCCCCAAAGUCAGACCUGAGGACAUUGUAUCGGAAGGCAAAGUGACAAAGGAGAAGGGUGUACGAGUAGGAGAGAGGGACGACACUCUUCCACCAGAUUACAGGUACAAAAAGGAAGACCUGAAAAAACUGCCUCCUUCAAAACCAGAGCCCAAGAUAAACGCUGAUGAUGCACUGGAUAUUUUGUCUGGGGACUUCAAUACUGCCUCAACAGCUCCUGCUGUCCAGGCUCCUGUUGUCUGCUCCUCAGCUGCUCCUGUACAGAAAUCUCCCGCUCCUCCCGCUGAUAAGAAAGCCAAGGUGGAGGCUGGACUCUCAGCAGCUACUGCCAAGAAAGUGGAAUCGGCUGCAGCCCCUCCUGUGGCUGGGCCCGGUGCUCCUUCUACUGAGAAGAAAGCACAAGAACACAAACCUGCUGCUGGGAAGGACACCAAACCACAGACCGACAAGGGUGGCUCCAUGUCUCUGGAUGCUCUCAGUGCUCUAGGCGACACAUUACCAGCAGAUGCACCAAAACCUGAAUCGUCCAAACUCAAACCUAAAGACAUUGUCUCUGAGGGCAAAGUGAAGGCGGAGAAGGGUGUACGUGUUGGAGAGAGAGACGACACUCUUCCACCAGGUUACAGGUUUAAAGAGGAAGACCUCAAAAAACUGCCUCCUCCAGAACCUGAGCCCAAGAUGGACACUGAUGAUGCUCUGGACAUUUUGUCUGGAGACUUCAGUUCUUCAUCAGCUCCUGCUGUCCAGGCUCCCGUCGUCAGCUCCUCAGCUCCUCCUGCACAGGCAAAAGUAGAGGAUUUGUCAGCUCUUGACGUACUCUCUGGAGAGUUUGUGGCUCCAUCUAAGGCUUCUGGAGUUCACGCACCAGUCCCUCCUCCAUCAAAGAAGCCACCAGAGAAAACAGUCUGUCCCCUGGAGCAACACACCAAGGUCGAUACCAUUGACGUAAGCGCGCAACAGACAAAGCCCAAGAUUGAGAAGGGUGACUCCAUCUCUCUGGAUGCUCUCAGUGCUCUCAGUGAAACACUGCCAACAGAUGCACCAAAGCCAGAGUCUCCGAAACUCAGACCUGAGGAUAUUGUCUCGGAGGGCAAAGUCAAAAAGGAGAAGGGUGUGCGUGUAGGAGAGAGGGAGGAUACACUUCCUCCAGGUUACAGAUUUAAAGAGGAAGAUCUCAAAAAACUGCCUGCUCCCAAACCUGAGCCCAAGAUAAAUACUGAUGAUGCUCUGGAUAUUUUGUCUGGCGACUUCAGUUCUUCAGCCGCUCCUGCUGUCCAGGCUCCUGUCGUCUGUUCCUCAGCUCCUUCUGCACAGGCCUCUGCAGACACUGCUCUUAAGUCCUUGGCCGGAGACUUUGUUGCCUCCAGCGCUGCACCGGCAGUGAAGUCGGAACCUCGUAUUCCUACACAAACAAAGCCACAGCUGAAAACAGGAGCAGACAGUGCCUUCGAUGCUCUGUCAGACACCUUGGGGGAUAUCAAACCUGUUCCUCAGCCCGCCCCAGGUCCUGUUAAAGAUGCUGUCAAGGAGAAAAAGAUUGUUGAAGAGAAGCUUAUUAAAAUGGGAGAGAGAGAUGACACACUACCACCAGAGUAUCGACCCACUGAAGAAGACCGGAAGAAAAUGGAAGAAGCAAAGAAAAAAGCUGCCACCAUCCCCAAGGAGAAGAGUAUGGAUGACACAACAGCCUUGGAAAUGCUGUCCAGUGACUUCUCUGAUGCUCCCAAGCCUGAUGCACUGGUCACCUCGUGUGCUGCCACAACAAAGUUGGAACCUCCUGUGCUGGACUCAGCUCCUCUGAAGCCGAUGGCUGGUCCUGUUCUGGAGUCCCUGUCUGAUACCCUGCUUCCAGAUGCAGUAAAAGGCAAAUCUAAAACAGACAAACCAAAGGGAAAGAGCAAGUCAAAGUCAAAAUCUAAAAAACAACAAGCAGAGGAGCCAUCUGUCCCCGACCAGCUAUCAGCUCAGAGAAGCGCAGAUGUUGUGCCAACUUCUACAAAGAAGGGAGCCAAGAGCUAGGUCACACGGCCGUCGCUUAAAAUCUGUCCUCCAGGCCACGUGGACGCAUCGGUGAGGGAGCUGCUCUCUGGAUAACGAUUCUAUUUUUGUAAAUUGUUAAGAAUGUAUAUUGGAGUCAAGAAAAAACCUACACGUACCCAUAACAUUUACGCAAUGCACACACAUAGAAGCACAAAAGGACAUGCACGCACACUUACACAUCUAUCUGCUUUACAGUUCAAAGAUAAGAAGGUUUGUUUUGGGGUUUGUUUUUUUAGAGAAUAUGAAAGAGACUUUUAAAAACUGGACAGGUGUAAAGGAUGAGUGGUGAAAUGAAAGAAGUGAAACUGUGGGAAAACUUUUUUGGGUGCCAAGAAUCACGCAUGUACAUCACAGUUGACAGGUGGGGUUUUUUUUGUUUUGUUUUUUUCUUUUUCCUCCAGCAAAACACUUCUAUUACAACACCGGUGACCUAAACCUGCUGGUGUUGUGACAUUAGUUGGAGCAGUGGAGACUUGUGUGAGAGCAGUAUGGAGUAGGUGUAUAGCACCGGGAAGUUUUGUGCAAUCCAGAUGUACACACACACAAAAAGUUUUUCUAUCAUGUCGUGAUUGGACACCAUUACAUAAGACACUAGUGUACAGUUCACAUAUGUUUUGAACAAUACAUAGUUUACAUUAUUAAAUAUGUGGAUUUCCCAGGAGGUGUUCUAAUUAAUUCUGUAUUGGAGAGCUUUUUGCAAAUGCCUCUAUCUUUAAAAAGACCAAUAUCUGUCAAGUAGGUCUUUUUCUAUGUAUUUGGGUUUGCAGAAUGGAAAAAAAAAAAAAAAGACGUUCAUAAGUGCACUUAUUGAAGCAGGAUGUUUACAAGCUUUGUAAACUGCCGUUGUUUGUGAGCUGUAAAAGAGUUUUGCUCUACGUAACACAACACUGUAAUUUACAAAGGGCUAUUGCUUUCAAUUGUAAAGUUAGUCACUAUAAUUCCACCCUUUUUUUGUGGAGUUAAGCCAAGAUAUGACAUGUAUAAGGGGAAAUGCUAACUAAAUUGAAAAAAAAUAAAUACAUAAAUAAAUCAUGUAGUAUCGUUUUAUUAUUAUCGUACCUUAAAAGAGAAACAAAAGAUAACAUUAACUGACUUAAUAUGCUGGAGAAAAUAACUAAAUAUUGUAGGAAAGAUGAACAAACAAUGUGUUUGUAAAGGUGCAAGGGGAAAUGUGUAUGUAUUAAAGUGCGUGGGAGUGUAAUCUCCUAUGAAAGAAUUUUUUUUAUCCGCUCUUGACUUGUGGUUUUGCGCUCUGCUUACAGUUGUAGCACCCCACUUCCUUUAGACUCAAGGGGGGGGGCUUAAAAAACAAAUGUCUUUUGCUCAAAUCUACUUUUGUGCCAAGACCCUGAAUGACUGAUGGGAAUCCAAAUGAGUGGGUUUGAUGUGUGGAAAAAAUAAAAUCUAAUAAAGUCAAAUGCAGUUCAUUGAAGAAGGAA
Messenger RNA from Oreochromis aureus, 5473 nucleotides. It is a transcript of the gene cast, whose product is annotated as calpastatin. Gene Ontology annotation, molecular function: calcium-dependent cysteine-type endopeptidase inhibitor activity. The transcript has 37 exons. Gene Ontology annotation, cellular component: cytoplasm. NCBI's taxonomy places the organism in Eukaryota, Metazoa, Chordata, Actinopteri, Cichliformes, Cichlidae. The record is from RefSeq and is a predicted model, not a curated record. The coding region runs from base 603 to 4013 and encodes 1136 amino acids.